AUGAGCACUGCAAAAUCAGAUCUUAGCAAGAGCACCACAAAAUCACAAGAUGAAGAUGUGGAGGAAGAACCUUCCACACAACCUACAAGUAUUCAGGUCCUCCAAGAUCCCAAGAGUAGUGCACAUGAAGAAGCUAAGGAACCAGUUCUGUUAGAAACAGAGGAAAUGAUCCCACAGGUGAAAAAGAGAACAUACAUUUCCUGUCCUCCACAAGGACCAUUGAAUAAAAUAAUUACAGACGGAAUUAUAUUCAUUUUGAUAUGGGGUAUAUUGUGGACACUCUCAGGCCAUGAAGUACUUCCUGGUGGAAAUUUAUUUGCACUGCUAGUUAUUUUUUGUAGUGCGUUUCUUGGGGGCAAACUUUUGCAACUCAUUAAAAUACCUACAGUUCCUCCACUCCCCCCUCUUCUUGGGAUGUUACUGGCUGGCUUUCUCAUCAGGAACAUUCCUUACAUCAGUACCUACGUCCAUGUUCAAGCCACGUGGUCUUCAACUUUACGAAUCACGGCCCUUACCAUUAUCUUAAUGAGAGCUGGGCUCGGACUCGAUCCAGAGGUUUUGAAGAAUUUGAAGACAGUUUGUUUAAGGUUGUCUUUCGGUCCAUGCAUCACAGAGGCAUGUUCAGCUGCUAUUUUUUCCCACUUCAUUUUGAAAUUUCCUUGGAAAUGGGGAUUUCUAUUAGGUUUCAUACUAGGUGCCGUCUCCCCUGCAGUGGUGGUCCCUUCCAUGCUGUUUUUGCAGGAAUCUGGGUAUGGAGUAGAGAAGGGUAUCCCUACCUUGCUUGUAGCUGCCAGCAGCAUGGAUGACAUCGUAGCCAUCACUGGAUUCAACGUAUUCUUGAGCUUAGUCUUCUCCACAGGUGCUGUCAUUCAUAAUCUCCUAGCAUCUCUUAAGGAAAUACUUUUUGGUGUGCUGACAGGAGUCGUUUUGGGUUAUUUUACUCACUAUUUUCCAAGUACAGAUCAGGAAAAACUUCCAAAGAGGAGAGCAUUCCUCAUGAUGAGCAUGUGUAUUUUUGCGGUCCUAGGCAGCCAACGUAUUGGUUUACAUGGAUCUGGAGGACUAUGCACACUAGUGUUAACUUUCAUAGCAGGGAAAAGAUGGUCAAAAGAUAAGGUUGAAGUCCAGAAAAUUAUUGCAAAAGCAUGGAAUAUUUUUCAACCGCUUCUUUUUGGUUUAGUUGGAUCAGAAGUAUCUGUUUCAUCUCUUGAAUCAAAUACUAUUGGCAUUAGUGUUAUUACGCUGUCUUUGGCAUUAUGCGUUCGAAUUAUAACUGCAUUUCUAUUGAUGUCUUUUGCUGGUUUUACUUAUAAGGAGAAAAUAUUUAUUGCUUUAGCAUGGAUACCCAAAGCAACAGUCCAGGCUGUAUUAGGUCCUCUGGCUAUGGAAACAGCAAGACUUAACUCUCUACCCGAGUUGGAAGUAUAUGCAAAAAAUGUGAUGACAAUAGCGUUCUUAGCCAUACUGAUCACAGCUCCAAAUGGAGCUCUAUUUAUUGGCAUACUGGGGCCCAAAGUACUCACCCAUAAUGAGCCAAGCAAACUGCACAUAACGCUGUCAGAACUUUAA
Dipodomys ordii (Ord's kangaroo rat) is the source of this 1569-nucleotide messenger RNA. It is a transcript of the gene Slc9b1, whose product is annotated as solute carrier family 9, subfamily B (NHA1, cation proton antiporter 1), member 1. Bases 1 to 1569 code for a protein of 522 amino acids. The record is from RefSeq and is a predicted model, not a curated record. Gene Ontology annotation, biological process: proton transmembrane transport. Gene Ontology annotation, molecular function: antiporter activity. Lineage: Eukaryota; Metazoa; Chordata; Mammalia; Rodentia; Heteromyidae. Gene Ontology annotation, cellular component: membrane. The transcript has 11 exons.